GGCAAUUAGUGGAAUUUGUGCACUCUCCUCAAAUUUCCUUGUGAGUUCUGGUAGAGCUGGUUCCCGCCUUUACUGUUCCGCAAGCUGACUGAGAGAUGGUACGGCGUGGUGGGAAGAAGGAAGAGAACGCUCCGCUACCGGAAAACCCGGAGGUGGAGGAGCGGAAGAGGCUGAAGAAACUUGCAUUCUCGAAGAGGAUGCUUUCAGAGACACCUGUGAAGGCGGCGACGGCGGCUGGGAAUGCUCUGCAACCAUCCAAGACAGUGAUCAAACAUCACGGCAAAGACCUAAUUCGCAAGUCUCAGCGCAGCAAGAGCCGUUUCCUCUUCUCGUUCCCUGGGCUUCUUGCCCCCGUUUCCGGUGGCAAAAUCGGCGAGCUCAAAGAUCUUGGUAGCAAAAACCCUAUUCUGUACCUCGAUUUCCCUCAGGGCCAAAUGAAGUUAUUUGGGACAAUUGUUUAUCCAAAAAACAGGUAUUUGAGUCUGCAGUUCUCCAGAGGUGGGAAGAAUGUAGUGUGUGAUGAUUACUUUGACAACAUGAUUGUGUUUUCUGAUGCAUGGUGGAUAGGGAGGAAAGAUGAGAAUCCAAAUGAAGUGCGUCUUGAGUUCCCAAAGGAGUUGAAUGUGCACCAGAAUGCGGAGUAUGAUUUCAAGGGUGGUGCUGGUGCAGCAUGUAAUGGAAAAGAGGGGAUUAACAGAACAGGGAUAAAUUUUGCAGAACAAGAAUCUCCUAAACAUGAACAAGAAGAUGAUUCUACAGAAGAUCAAAGUAAUGUCAGAGAAUUCUUUGAUAUAACUCCAAUUCGGCAUUCAGCGAGGACAGCUAAAAAAACAUUCAAUUUUGCAGAUGCUUCUUCUGGCGAUGAUUUUGUUGUCAGUGAUGCUGAAACUUCAGAUGAAGAGGAACAGAAAGUUGGUGUUAAUCAUUCAAACAGGAACUUUACUUCUAAGAAGAAAGAAAAAUCGCCUGCUGCAGUCUUUGAUGUUGACAAGGAUGUAGUUAUUCUAGAUCCAUGUGCUGAGAAAAGUACACCUGGUGCCAAAGUAGCCUCUACAUCCAAGGAGCUUCCUCACAGUAAUCACAGUUCUCUUGUUCAAGCAACUAUAUCUACUAUGUUUAAGAAAGUGGAGGAGAAGAAGGAGCUUACAGAUCUAAAACAGAAGAUUGUUCAUAAGAAAGUUGCAUCAUCCAAGAAGAAGGGGAAAGUUGGUGAAGAAACUAAAGCUGGGAGAGGAGGGAUCACAACAACAAAAAAGCAGCUUGAGGCUGAAGAUGAAGAGAUAGAAGAGUUCUCCAGUACAUCUCAGGAUAUGGACAUGGAUGGAAGUGAUGAAGAUUGGACUGUUUGAGAUUUUUUCUGCCAUUGCUAUGAUCAUAUGGUAAACACUGGCUUAUAUUACUGCGGUUUACAAAUUAGCUAUUGGCUUCUCAGAGAAUAGAUAAUAGUGCAAAUAUUGUCUUUCAAAAGCUUUGUAGACAUUAGGGGAAAGUUACAGAAAUUGUUGUCAUGCUUGGAACGAAAGAGUUUCAUGAAUAUUUUGUGAUUCAAAUCUAACAUUGUAGCUAUGGGAUACUAUUUGAUAGUCAUUUC
This is a messenger RNA of Ipomoea nil (Japanese morning glory), 1591 nucleotides long. Its product is annotated as DNA-binding protein RHL1-like. Bases 96 to 1349 code for a protein of 417 amino acids. The record is from RefSeq and is a predicted model, not a curated record. Gene Ontology annotation, biological process: DNA endoreduplication. Gene Ontology annotation, molecular function: DNA binding. NCBI's taxonomy places the organism in Eukaryota, Viridiplantae, Streptophyta, Magnoliopsida, Solanales, Convolvulaceae. The transcript is spliced from 11 exons.